Folsomia candida is the source of this 2378-nucleotide messenger RNA. RefSeq names its product amyloid-beta-like protein (gene Appl). The transcript has 9 exons. The record is from RefSeq and is a predicted model, not a curated record. Gene Ontology annotation, molecular function: heparin binding; transition metal ion binding. Gene Ontology annotation, biological process: axonogenesis; central nervous system development. Gene Ontology annotation, cellular component: membrane; neuron projection; neuronal cell body. NCBI's taxonomy places the organism in Eukaryota, Metazoa, Arthropoda, Collembola, Entomobryomorpha, Isotomidae. The coding region runs from base 138 to 2075 and encodes 645 amino acids.
UUUCUUCAUUCUUCAGAGAGACGACGUGAGACACACCUAAAACACCAAAACCAACAAUUGCGCAUAAAACCAACGAGAUCGUCGCGAUGUGAAAUCGCUCUUCUCGCUUUUUCUCGAAGAAAAAUUUUGAAAUAAUUAUGAAGCUGCUAACUGCGGUCGUCCUCGUGGUUGUCAUGGGAACUUGUUCCUGUGACAACAAUAACAACGUGAAGGGUGGAAAAAUCUCGGAGCCCAUGAUCGCCACCACCUGCCCCCUCCCCACUCCCACCUCCCCCCAGGACCCCACCUCCACCUACCUCCUCCAGUACACCCCAGAUUCCACGACCUUCCUGCCCACCCCGGACUCCACCCCUGGCUGCAUCACGGACAAGCUCGAGAUCCUCAAACAGUGUCAGAAACUCUACCCCACCAAGGACAUCACCAACAUUGUCGAAAAUAACGCCAAGAAAUUGGGAAGUGUCUGCAAAAAAGUGGGUUCGAAAAAGAAGUGCGGAGGACCCGUGGGGAAUGUGGACACCGUGGUUUAUAGGUGUUUGGAAUCUCCCUUCCAAUCGGACGCCCUGUUGGUCCCCUCCCCCUGCAUAUUCGACCACAUCCACAACUCGACCUCCUGCUGGGACUCUUCCCGAUGGAACUCCACCGCCUUCAAUUCCUGUUCCCAUAGAAACUUUAAACUCAAAUCCUUCGCCGUGCUGUUGCCGUGCGGGGUUGGAUUAUUUACAGGCGUGGAGUUUGUCUGCUGCCCCCCGGAACACGUUGCCAUGGAAACCACGAAUAAAAAAUUGGAUACGAAAUUGGAUAAUUACGAGGACUAUCAGGAUAAUGAGGAGGAGGAUGAGGAAGAUGAGGAUGAGGAGGAGGAUGAUGAUUAUUAUUUUGAUGAAGCAACCACCACGACAACCACGACAACCACCCCCCCUCCCUCCGUGGACCCCUACUUCACCCAAAACAGCGAGGCGAACGAGCACCUCAACUUUAAGCAGGCGGAGAUCCGAUUAGAGAACCUCCACCGACUGCGCAUGUCCAAAGUGAUGCGCGACUGGGAGGACCUCGAGAAAAAGUAUCAGCUGAUGAAAAAUGGCGGGAACGGGGAGGAGGCGGAAACGUUCAAAAAAAGCGUCACUUUGAGGUUUCAGAAAACCAUUAAAAAUCUGGAGGAUGAGGGAAAUGCAGAGAAGAGGCAGCUGCUCGCUGUUCAUCAGCAGAGGGUAUUAUCCCACCUAAACGAGCGAAAGAAAGAGUCCAUGGAGUGCUUCACGACAUCUCUGACCUCCUCCGAGCAGAACCCGAACAAGGUUCGGAAGUGCUUGGAGAAGCUGAUGCGGAUUCUGCACAAGGAUCGCCACCACACUCUGACCCAUUACAAGCACUUGUUAAAGAGCAAUCCGAAACAGGCGGAGAUUGAGAAGGAUUACACGCUGCAGAGGUUGACUCAAAUCAGCCUCACCGCCAGGCAGGGCUUGGUCAUGCUCGAGAGAUACCCCCCGCUCUCCACGAAACUCCGCCCCCUGAUCGAGGACUACGUGCUGUCCCUCCAAGGCCGUGACGACCCCAUCGGCGAGUCCCUCCUCACGGCCACGCACGAGACGGAAAAGGACCUCCUCGAAAAACUCACCCAGCAACACGUGACCGUUUCCAUGACAACCACACCGUCACCAUCACCACCAUCCUCAACAACCACCUUCGUUACUACGGGGAGUAGUUCCACACCCACCAUGACAACAACAACCACGAUGAUGGAAACCAUGGAAACGGAGGAUAAAGAUUUCAAGGAUCAGAUAAUAUCUGUCCGCCGGGAGGUGUACACGUUGCAUAGCAACCUCCCCAUAUCAACGCGUCCCUUGUAUUUCACACUCACUUUUGCGGGGAUCACCGUGCUGGGGGCGUUCCUCGUGGGGGUUCUGAUUCUCGUCAAGAGGAGGGUCAUCGAUCACCCAAGGAAUCACGGCUUCCUGGAGGUGAACCAGCAGCUCUCGAGCCACACUUUAUUGAAAUCCCCGGAAGAAAAGCACGUUGCAAACAUGCAAAUUAACGGAUACGAAAAUCCUACUUACAAAUAUUUCGAACAAAAUUAAAUCAUCACAUUCCCAUGGAAAUUUUAUCAUUAAAAAAAUGCCACGUUUUUAUUUUUCUCUUUUUUUAAAGGAAAAAAAUAGGAAAAUUAAAAAAAAAGCUUGGAAAAUUUUAAAUUCCGUUUUUUUUUGGAAUAUUUUAUAAAAAAGACGGGAUUUAAAAUUUUAAUCACGAUUUUCUCGGUUACCAUAGAAUCUCCUUUUUUUAUUAUUAUUGUGCCAUAUUAUGUUAUUCAGUAUUAAUUCCGUUGCUAUGGGUGUAUUAAAAAUAAAAUAAAAUGUGAGUGUGCGUGUGGUUUUUUUAAU